GAGGUUAUCGGUAGCGUUCAGUCAUUGUUCGUCUGUCGUCGGUACAACAUAGACUAAGCCAGUUAUGUGAGAUGUGCGCGCGAUGCGUUUUGUUGUGUCGUUGAUCUGGUGUUGCUGCGUGUUGUGCGUGUGCGCAUACGAUAUGAUCGUCGGUGACACCGUGCACAGGAAGAUGGUGUUCCACGAGAGGGUGAAGGAUUUCGCGAUACCUUUCAAGAAGCGAGUGAAAACAUUGACUUAUGCAGAUCCGGAGAAAAGAGUUAUUAAGGGCAUAGCAGCAGUAGACAACGACUUCUCCCACGCCAGUGCUAACAUUACAGAUGGGGGGGUAGGCUACAGUCACGUGACUGUCCGGAUGAAGAGCCAACGACACCACCCCCUCAACUUCGAAGUCGAAAUCUACGUCUAAACAGAUCAUGGAAGAAACAAAAAUAGAAGAGCUCGGAUAAACUAAACUUCAAAUUUUCUUAUUCCUGAAUGCGUUUUAUUGCUAAAGGUUGUUAAUAUAUACACAAAUAUAUAGUAUGUACACAUACACAUAUAAAAGUUGUUUAGGUUGUGUAUUAAGUAUUUUGUUUUUUACGUAUAGCUAUUAACAACCUAUAGUUAUAAUGAACUUCCGCAAGGUAACGCCCGAAGUACUUAGAGGUUACCGCAUUCGCAUGAUUGACGUCUGCAGACAAUAAGUACUAUAAAUUCUUAAAUUAUCAUAACAUUUGCAAUCAAAUCACUAUCAAUUACUAAUUAUUAUGCUGAAGCAUUGAUGAGUACUGAAUAAUAGAAUGAGAAAUGACGUUACAAAUUCAGUGUGGUAGACAUGAAUUGAAAUUCCGUUAAACUUAGUUCUUUUAAAUGUAUUUUCUUCAUACAACGGUUUGUCUACCAUGCUGAAUGUUGUCUAUCAAUUUCGUUUUGUCGACAUGAGUCGGUUGUGCAUGUGGGGUAACACCUUAACCGAAGAGUCUCUUUUUUCCAUUUGAUUAAAUCAGGAAUGUAAGUAUAAUAAUAAAAUUGGUUCCAAUUCCUACGGCCUUGAAGGCACUUAUUGAAUGAUAACUUUAACAAUUCAACUAGCAAUAUUUUUUUUUGUAUAUUAAUAUAAUUGUAAAUGUAACUAUCUAUAAGAUCUACGAUCUAUCUACCAAAUGAUAUAUGCACGUGUUCUAACGUUUAUGUAAAAAGCAAUGUACUUAGAUAUAAUGAAUUUGUAAUCAUAAGAAUAAAUUACUUAAUGAUUUUUACUUA
Molecule: messenger RNA, 1245 nt
Organism: Pectinophora gossypiella (pink bollworm)
Lineage: Eukaryota; Metazoa; Arthropoda; Insecta; Lepidoptera; Gelechiidae
Exons: 2
Coding region: 83-409 (108 amino acids)
Source: RefSeq, a predicted model, not a curated record